Messenger RNA from Alligator mississippiensis (American alligator), 1971 nucleotides. RefSeq names its product homeobox B7 (gene HOXB7). Gene Ontology annotation, molecular function: DNA-binding transcription factor activity, RNA polymerase II-specific; RNA polymerase II cis-regulatory region sequence-specific DNA binding. The record is from RefSeq and is a predicted model, not a curated record. Gene Ontology annotation, cellular component: nucleus. Gene Ontology annotation, biological process: anterior/posterior pattern specification; regulation of transcription by RNA polymerase II. Bases 538 to 1191 code for a protein of 217 amino acids. The transcript is spliced from 2 exons. NCBI's taxonomy places the organism in Eukaryota, Metazoa, Chordata, Crocodylia, Alligatoridae.
AGUCUCGUGAAAAACUAUGACAAAGACAGUGAAAUGGGGCGAAGAAAGAGAUUUCAGAGGGAAUCAAUAAAAGAAUAAAUAGAGCUCCGUUCAUUUAUUUCUUCCAGCAAAAAAGGGGGAGAGAGAGAGAGAGAGAGAUGCUGGUUUAUCACCAAUAUGCUUUUCCCCUCUCUCUGUUUCUCUCUCUCUUUCUUCCUUUCUUCGUCUCAGUUGAAAACUGAUUACAGGUUGCUUAUCGACUCGAGUACAAUUCCACCCCUUCUCGCAUAGAUCUUGGAGGGUUUAGAUCCCAUCAAUUAUUUAUCAUAUUUUAUAAAUCCAACAGUACUACAAUUUUUUUUUCCACAUUACAAGGAGCCAGUGGGGGAGCUGGCCGUUGAUUGGAGCUGGCAAAAUCACGUGCCCCGGAGUCACAUGGUCAGGGAGGAAAAAGGGGUCCUUUUUGGUGUAAAUCUGGACUCUAAUUCCGUAAUAUAUCACGGUACCUCGUAAAACCGACACUAAAACGUCCCGGCCUACAAAUCACCCGGCCAAAUUAUGAGUUCAUUGUAUUAUGCGAAUGCUUUAUUUUCUAAAUAUCAACCCGCAAGUUCGGUUUUCCCAUCCGGAGUCUUUCCUGAGCAAACUUCUUGCGCUUUUGCCUCCAACACCCAACGAACGGGUUAUGGCUCUGGGUCGAGUUCCUCCUUCGCUGCCUCCAUGCCUGGGUUAUACACCAAUGGUAGCAGCAUGCACCCGCAGCCCGCUAGCAUGUACUCCACCAGCUACGGCCUGGAAAGCAGUUCUUUCAACAUGCACUGUUCUCCCUUUGAGCAAAACCUCUCAAUGAUGUGCCCCGGAGAUGCCUCCAAGCAGAACUGCAACAAAACGGAUCAGAGGGACUCAGACUUGCAAAACGAGAGUAACUUCCGGAUCUACCCCUGGAUGAGGAGUACAGGGACCGACAGAAAGCGGGGCCGGCAGACCUACACCAGGUACCAGACCCUGGAGCUGGAGAAAGAAUUCCACUAUAACCGCUACUUGACGCGGAGGAGACGCAUCGAAAUCGCCCAUGCCUUGUGCCUGACAGAGAGACAGAUCAAAAUCUGGUUUCAGAACAGACGCAUGAAGUGGAAAAAGGAAAAUAAAACCGCCUGCCCUGGUUCAAAUAGCCAGGAAAAGCCAGACGCGGAGGACGAUGAGGAAGAGUGAAAGAGAGAGAUUGGGGGGUGGGUUGGGGAACCAAAAAAAAUAAAAAAAUAAAAAAAAUAAAAAGAAAGAAAAAAAGAAAGAAAGAAAAGGAAUAGAGGACUUUAGUCCGGCAAGUUAAUCCAGGAAACUAAACAUCAUGGAGCAGAAAGGACUAUAUAUUAAAAUAAAUAAUAAAUGCAGCAUAAAAAUCUAGGGAUGAGACUUUCUGUUUCCUGACACUGAAAAAAAUACUACCUAUAUUAAAGUCUUGUUUUGUUUCGUUUUGUACAAUAGAAUGGAUGAUACUAUCUGCCUAUUCAAUGUGGCUUUAGAGUCAGACUAGAUACAUUUUUCUAUGUGGGUCUUCAUAUAGUACCAGUAUUUGUAAAUCUCCCUGUUUGUAUAUCCUCGUGUGCUUUUUUGGUAUGAAAUAACGUGGUCGUGUUAGCACCUUUCACUAGAAAAUGUGAUCUGAGAGUCUGAAGAGAAAUUAUACAUAGCGUCUCUAGUGCUCUGUAUAUACUAUGAAUUAUCCUGGCGCCUUGUUCUUCGUAACCUCCGUGGUUCUUUUCUCGUUGCUAGGCUGUUUUUGUCUGUGUAUAUUUUCACCUGGACCACUCCCUUGUUCCAGUCACUAGAAAAAAAGAUGAAUUAAUAUUGUGCAGCGUAAAGCGAUGUAUAUCAAGGUAGCAAAUUAUUUAAUGGCGAGGAGUUUCUUUGGGGGUUUGGUUUGGUUUGGUUAUUUUUUUUUCCUGGUCUGUGACGAUUAUUCUUCGAAAUAAAAAAACAAACUGAUCAAUA